Molecule: messenger RNA, 1218 nt
Organism: Paramisgurnus dabryanus
Lineage: Eukaryota; Metazoa; Chordata; Actinopteri; Cypriniformes; Cobitidae
Source: RefSeq, a predicted model, not a curated record
AUAACUCUUAUUGUCUUCACAAAACUUGACAACGUUUUACCAACUCGUAAUACUUCUAAUAAGGACAGCAGGACAUCAGAAAACAGCAUCAAUGGAGACGUGGUUGUUGUUAAGGUUGAUAAAACAAUUAGCAACAUUUCAUUUACUUUCGACAUUACAGAUACAACAUUAAAAAAUCCUCAGUGUGUCUUUUGGAACUUUUCUUUGGACCGAUGGGAUUCCAAUGGAUGUAAAGUCAAGCGCUCAUGGAAUGAAACAAUUACAUGUGAAUGCGACCACACAACCUCUUUUUCAAUCCUAAUGUCACCUUUUGCAGUUGAUAACCCAGCCUUAGACUAUAUAACAUACAUUGGUGUAGCUAUUUCAAUAGCCAGCUUGAUUCUGUGCCUCAUUAUUGAGAUGAUCGUAUGGAAGUCAAUACAAAGAAAUGUCACAUCAAUACAAAGAAAUGACACAUUGUACAUGCGUCACGUCUCAAUAGUCAACAUCGCUGUGUCUUUGCUGAUUGCAGACAUCUGUUUUAUCUGUGGAGCUGCAAUUCCAGAACAUGAGCAGUCCAGUCGUUGCAGUCCAGUGGUUUUCUUCAUGCACUUUUUUUACUUGGCUGUUUUUUUCUGGAUGUUCAUUUUAGCACUUUUGCUGCUUUACCGUAUUGUCAUAGUUUUGUCUCAAUUGUCAAGGGUUAAAAUGAUGAUCAUUGCCUUCGCAGUUGGUUAUUGUGCACCUUUGCUUAUAGCGGUUAUUACUGUUGCAUCCACAGCUGGAGCUGGUAGAUAUAUUUGGAUGAGAGAUGCAUGUUGGCUGAACUGGUUUGAAUCGAAGGCACUGCUGGCAUUUGUGAUUCCAGCCCUGACCAUCAUUGCCUUUAACCUCCUGGUUUUGAUUGUGGUUGUGUGUACACUAUUAAGAAGAGGAGUUGGUUCUCAACCAGAAAUGAAACAAACUGUUGUGGUCAUUGCCCGAUGUGUGGCCAUUCUGACUCCUAUCUUUGGUCUAACAUGGGGAUUUGGCAUUGGAACCAUGUUGUCACCUAACUUUGGCAUUCAUGUGGUGUUUGCAAUACUCAAUUCACUGCAGGGGUUCUUUGUUUUGGUGUUUGGAACGCUUUUAGACAAAAUGGUCCAUGAGUCACUAUCAGGAAAGCUGUCAUUAAAGAAUAACAGUUCGACUCGUACCAUGAGUUGCUCUCAGUUUGAUUCUGAACUACUCUUGAGCUAA